CAAAGGCAGCUGCCUGCUUCUGUCUCCACAACCCAAACUCAGACUGUACUGCAACCACUGCAGCUGCUGCUGUAGUUUACAGACAAGAAGCAUCGGUCUCUCCCCCUCUCUCCACCUCCUUCCCAGCCAUGUGACUGAGCACUCCCUGCAUCGAGUCAAACUUUUUAGUCCCCAGGAGGCUUUGAUUUGCUUUCUGCUGGCUCCACGGCAAGACGCAUCUCUCAAACCUGCAGCCGUGCUGGCCAUGGAGGGAAGCACACAGCAGCUCAUCUGGCUGACCUUCACCUGUGCGUUUUCCUUCUGCUUAGCUGAAGUGGCACUGGGAGUUGAAAUGUCUCCAGAAACCACACCCUUCCACCAUACGGCUACUUCUGCUCAGAUGCUUUCCUUUUACCAUUCUUCAUCUCAUCAAGGCACCACAGUUCAUUUUAAGAGCACAGGCUCUCUUGAAACACCUGUAAGACAUAGAACAACUGUGCAGACAGCAGGCCAGCGCCAGGUAACAGCACCAGGCCAUCACACAACAUCCAAGGCAGGAGCAACCACCGCACAAGUGACCAAGCAGAACUCUGUGCUGAUAUCCACAACACCAGCAGACAACACAACAGCAAAUGGUGAGGAUACCACCCAGGCAAUGGAGACAGUUACACCUACAGUGAAGAACACAACCAUGUACCCCACGUCCUCCAACAUGCAUGCCAGAACACACUCAAGUACAGAAACUGCAGUGGCAGCCACAAACACAACCAUAAACAAUACAACAACUACACAAACAACAGCUGCUGCUGUAACUACUACAGCCAUCUCCAUGCAAACUGUAAAGCCCACCACAGGGUCAGGAAAUCAAACAACAGCACCUAAAAGUCCAACAACCACAGCUAGGACCAACACAACAACCAUUCAUCCUGGGACUCAGACAACCAUCCCAUCGACUACAGUGACAGUGAGACCCACGCUUGCACCACAGCCUUCCUCCAUCCCCACGGGCACAUACUUAAUAUCCAAUGGGACCAGGACCUGCAUCAAAAUGGUUGUGGGUUUGCAACUGAUGGCUCAAGCUACUCAGAAGAAGCAGACGGAGUACAUGGUUGUCAACCCCAACAGAACACGGACAUCUGGAAGCUGUGGGACAACGCAGUCUGAGCUGAUCAUAACUUUCAGUGAAGGAUUUGUAAACUUCACUUUUGUAAAGCAAGCUCCAUCAUACUACGUCAGUAAAAUUGGGACAAGACUGCAGUUAUCCUCAGAAGGUAUGGUUUACUAUGCAGCCAUAGAGGAAAGGCUGUUUACAACAAAGCUGGGGAAUUCCUUUAAGUGUACCAGCAAGCAGAUCUUCAGCUUGGAGAAGAACUUCCAGCUGCUCUUUAUUAAUAUGCAGCUGCAGGCAUUUGAUAUGGUCAGUAACCAGUUUGGAAAAGAAGAAGAAUGUUUUCUCGAUAAAAACAGCAAAGCAGCUCCCAUUGCAGUGGGCCUGAGUAUCCUGGGAUUGUUUGUGAUUGUGUUUGUCACUUUCCUGAUUUCCCGAAGAAAGCCACAAAGAGGAUACCAACGGAUCUGAGGUGCCCUUAAACUUCCACGUGUGUGUAGCAAGUCGAGAAGUUACAGGAGUUUUAGCUUCUACUUGGUAAUCUCAAGGCCCUGAGGCCACCUUCUAAAGUGGGAUGACACCAUGUGUUAAAAGCUAUUCUGUAGUUAUAGAAGGGAUUUCUUUCAACUGGGAAGAAGAGACCUCACACUUUUGGCUAUUCUUAGUAUCUAAUUUAGAUAUAGUCUGGAGGACCAAAGUGUGGAGCCUAAAUUCUUUGUAUUAUCAACAAAGGAGGCAAUUCAGGCCACUUAAGUCAGAUGCCUAAAACUGGCUUAAAGCAAACAAUAUCAGAUCCUCCAGAAUAUCCAUCAAAUUUCUUAAAGAUAGUGUUAGAUUUAUUAAAAUAAUAGUAGGACCCACAAGUAAAUAAACCAGGAGUCCACAGCUAGAUAACCCGGUUAAAUCUGAGCUCAGUGAAAGCCCUGUGGGAACACUGUGUAUGCUGAAGUCUCAGGGCAAGUCUAAGGGUCACUGGCAUUCACGAGUAAGUUCUCACCAGUCCUGUACAGGAUUCUUUUUCUUCUGUUGUUCUUGGUUUUUUACCUACUAAGCUCUUCACAAGGACACAGGAGCAAUAUGUGACUCUCAUUCUGGAGGCAGUAUUUGUAGAACAUGAUCUAGUCUCCAGUGACUGUGUAUGCAAAUAAGAGAUUACCUAACAGAGUCUGCCUGAGCAGUGUGUGCCAAAAUUGUCACUUGUCACUGCCUGUUUCAGCCCUGCUGCUAAAGAUGUCUGAGCUUCUUGCCAAUAGUUCUUGAGCUGCAGCCUCCUAAAGCACAGCACAUUGGAGCGAUCCAGUGUUGCUAAGUUUAUCCUCAAGUCUUGUGCUGCAAACUGCACAACUGAGCAGCUGCUUGACAAACAGCUGAGAUGUCUGUGCAGCAGAACUGGGCAGGCAUCUGGGGACAGAAACUCCACCCAUGUGCCACACCAGGCCAAGCCACCCCACCCCACUUGUCAAUGGGUGAUCAAGGCACAGCAUCCCUUUGGCAAAUGUUAGAUGUGGAGAAAGCUGACAUGAGGGUCUGAAAGCACUGUGACACACGGGCCAAAGCUAAGGGCAGCAGUGCAGUAUAUGGGAAAAUAGAUGAAUUUGCCUGAUAAGUUCAAGUACUUUACUAUGUUGUGAUCUUGUGAGAGCUCAUGAACCACCCACUUCCUAUUGAGGCACAGACCUGUUACUGUAGCCCACUGCUGAACUUAGAAAACUGUCCCUCUACUGAGGUGGCAUCACUGUGAUCUCGUAACCUGGGAAGAUACUACCCUCCCUGAAAAUGCCAGGGAUUAAGUGGGCACAAAGGUGGCAGACCUGCACAAAGCCCAUAACCAAAAGGAAAUCCACUGAUCCUGUAUGUUCCAGGCUUGUUGAGAAAUAAAAGCUUGCACAGGCCUUGGACACUCUCUGCCCAAAAGUGAAUGCUCUCCAGUGAGCUUACAGCUGAGCAGCUGGAUUUUCAUGUGGAAAUGAUUUGGAGUUGCUUUAAAGCACAUUAAUUGCUACACUCCAUAGUCUAUUUCCUGCUAAGCCAGUGAUGAAGGCCGGAAAGUGGUAAUUGGUUUUGAGAUCAAGUUCAGCUAAUAUUGGAACAAGGAAAAUCUCCUUGUCACAAAAGACUGAAAAAGUUGAAGAGAUGCAGAGAUGUGCAUGUACACAUCACACACUGCCUACUGCUGCAAAUGAUAUCAAAAUGAUAGAAAAAUAGAUAUCAAUGCAACUACAAAAGAGAACCCACUUAGAGGUUAUGGUCACAGUAUCACCAAGGUUGGAAAAGACCUCACAGAUCAUCAAGUCCAACCCUUUAGAGGUUAUGGUCAUGGCCUACAUUUUACCACUAAAGUUUUUCCUGCAACAGGAUUGUGGAAGGGCACCCACUAAACAAAAGAAAGACUGAAGUCAUCUGCAAAAUUUCCUUGUUAGUUCCAUCUGGACCUAAAUAAAAUAGAAAUGCUGGGAGAAAAGUUAAUUUCCUUUAAUGAUGACCUAAAUUCCAAGCAACUACUAAUGCUGAUGGAACCUCACUGGAUUUUCACUGGGUAAAACUGAUGAUAAUACCAUGUGAGUUAAAGUAUUUUUUACAUACUUAACUAUUUUUAAAGUAGUUUGGACAUUUUACUAGUAUUUAACCACUGAGAGUUUACUUAGUUGAAUUAAUGAAGACAAUAAAUCCUUCCAUUGCAUGAAUUGCUAGAAGAUGCUGGUCUAUAUCAAGCACUGUAGUGGUUUGGGUGUUGCCCACCCCCCACCCCCCCCCCCCACUGUAGAAAUCACCCAGACUAGACUCAGCCAGCUCUGGAAAUUUGAAUGAAGCUUAUAUUUACAGCUUAGCAGUAUAUACAAGCAGAUAUUUACAGUAUAUACAUUUAUAUACAGAAAUAUAUAAAGUAAAAGGUAAUACAAAACCACAACAGCCCUCCCAAAAACCUGAGUCCCCAGGAGGGGCUCCCAACCACCCUUCCACCUUCUCCCACCCCUCUCAACCUUACCCCAGUCCCAAGGAAGAAUGCAGGUUUGGCCAGGGGAUUAGGAAGCAAUCAGAGAGGCGGCAGAGAGGCUAGAGAGAAGUGCAGCUCAGGCAAUGCCCCAAGAAGAAGAAGUGACUCCCUUAUCUGUGUUUGGAUUCUUGUUCUUAUACCUCUCAGCAAGCCUAUGAGUGAAGUAAACAUCAGCACUGCUUCUCUUUCAUAGCCUGUGAUCUAAUCCUUCUCACCAAAACAUUCUAGCUAGCUUCAGCCUAGCACAAGCACUAUCCCAUAGUUAACGUAGUUGUGGAAUUAAUUAAUGGUCUCCAGAAAUGUCUCCUUUGAGUCUAAAUGAAUAAAUAAUAAGAAAGAGAAAGACUUUUGCACUUGAAGAAACGCACAGCUUAAUGAUCAUUAUCCAGCUUAUUCUCACCCUUCUUCCUUCUUUCCCUGCUUACUGGGAAAUGAGGACAGUGGCAUUGUGCAUUGCCUUAAUAGGAUUCCUUUAGAUCUCAGGCUUAGUUAAUACUAUUAAUGCUCUUUAGAAAGCAGAUUUUUGAUACUCUAUUAAAGCAUCUUCUUUUUAUUUUAUUGCUUUUAAAUCAAGAGAACUGCUGAGAUGUCCAGCAGGAAAGGUAAAUAUAUGGAUGGGCUUCUGUUUGAAAAUGAGCUUAGUGCAACAGCGAUGCUAUUGUCCCAAACCUUAACAUGUGGAUAUUUUGACAACAAACACCACACAUGAUCUGAGCCUAAGCCAUUCUGAGUAGCAAUCUAUAGGCAGCUGUCUUACUCCAAACUGAGUCCUCUUUCACAUGUCCUUUGGACUGCUGAGUUGCAUGAUCUCUACAGUGUGUUAUGUUACUUCUGUUGACAUUGACAGAGCUUUUUUUUGUUGUCAUACUCUGUACUGAAAAAUCUCUUUAUGUUAAUAGGUAGUCUUUUAAAUUUGAUACCAACAUGAGGAAAGAAAACUGUUCUUACUGACUGAUAAUUCUAUGCACCCAGAGAGCUGAAAGAAGAUAUGAUUUAGUAGUGGACUUGGCAGUACUAAGUUAACAGAUGGACUCAAAGACCUUAAAGGUCUUUUCAAACCUAAAUGAUUGAUUCUAUGAUUCUGAGAGAACAGUCUGCUAUGGGAAGGGACAAGGUUGCAGCUGGGUCUCCCAGAGUGACCAGGAACGUUGGUCUCAGCAGCCCCAGCUCACUUGUCCCCCAACUGUGGACUCUGAUGAAGCCAUCCCUGAAAAAGAAGGUAUUGAUCAUGAUGUCAUGAUGCAUCUCAUCAGGGAAGCUAUACUUAACUUGCAUGCAAGAUACAACCAGGUCACUCAUAGAAAUUAGGAGGUGGGCACAUCCUUAUAGCUCCCUGCUGCUCUGCUGCAGUUCUCACCCCAGACCACUCACUAUGCUGUCUCGCACACCCAGCAUAGACACAAGGCUAUCUCAUGAGCCUGAUGAUGCCAUACUCAGCCAAAUCUUAGAUUUAAUUUCAUCCUCUCUGAUGGACAAAAUCCAAAUUAAAAAAUAGAUGUUAAUUCUGGUUGAAAGGGGGAGGGAGAUGUAGAUUUGCAUCCAGCGUGUAUGAAAAUGGUUUGGUUGAUCACUUUCUAGCUUACUAUAAUAUAUGGUUGGUAAAAAAUAAUCUGCUAUGAGAAGUACAAUAUUUUUCUAUCAUUGGUGUUUCUAUAAUAAAGGUUGUAUGUAGUCAUUAAA
This is a messenger RNA of Pogoniulus pusillus (Red-fronted tinkerbird), 5762 nucleotides long. RefSeq names its product lysosomal associated membrane protein 3 (gene LAMP3). The record is from RefSeq and is a predicted model, not a curated record. Gene Ontology annotation, cellular component: late endosome membrane; lysosomal membrane; plasma membrane. Gene Ontology annotation, biological process: establishment of protein localization to organelle. The coding region runs from base 245 to 1558 and encodes 437 amino acids. Lineage: Eukaryota; Metazoa; Chordata; Aves; Piciformes; Lybiidae. The transcript has 7 exons.